Notothenia coriiceps (black rockcod) is the source of this 420-nucleotide messenger RNA. It is a transcript of the gene xaf1, whose product is annotated as XIAP associated factor 1. The coding region runs from base 1 to 420 and encodes 139 amino acids. The transcript has 4 exons. Lineage: Eukaryota; Metazoa; Chordata; Actinopteri; Perciformes; Nototheniidae. Gene Ontology annotation, cellular component: mitochondrion. The record is from RefSeq and is a predicted model, not a curated record.
AUGUACAGCAAGGUGAGAUGCUCCAGGUGUCACCAGAAGAUGGAGCGAUGUCAGCUGUUGGAUCAUGAGUCUGCUGAGUGUGAGCAGCGUCUGCAGGUCUGUCUCUUCUGUGAUCUGGAGCUUCCUUUGAAGGACCUGCAGGAUCACUCUGUGGUGUGUGGGAGUCGAACAGAGCUCUGCAGGGACUGCGGACGCUACGUCACUCUGAAGCUGCUGAACGAACACACCUCCACCUGCCCGGGGACUCAGAGUGGAUCAGAGCCUGCUGAGAACACCAGAGGUCUGACACCUCAUAAAGUACAACUGGAACGCACCAUUCAUCCCAAACAGCCUGUCGCAGUUAUUGAAGGCCUCCAGCAUGUCGCCCAGAACCUCAGCAACCUGCAACCAUGUCCUCAAGGGGUGAGGGUUCAACGCUGA